AGGUACGAARCUSYUCUGAAAUUGUGCUCUUUUAACAGUCGACUGAUGCAAUCAUCGAACUCUAUAAAUCAUGCGAAUUGAACGARCUAUUCCGUYAGUUGAAUUUGAGMAGMGUUAGUGGACGGGCGUUUGGCAAGAGAUAUUACAUAACGUGGACCGAGUAACGGUAAAUUAAAUUUGAGAAUCAUGUGUGGCAUAUUUGCAAUAUUCUYCAGCGAUGGAUCGCCCAUAGAGGCACAGUGUUUGGAUGGCUGCAAGYAUAGUCUUCGCGAGUUGGCCUAUAGGCAGAGUGGCAGACAGCGACAUCGUGGACCCGACUCGACAGGCGUCCAGAUUAUACCAGAACACGGAGUGGCCAUGGUCCACGAGCGACUGCGCAUUGUGGGAGUCGAAUUGGGCGACCAGCCAUUUGUGUCGGAUGAUGGCAAUCUAUUGCUGGUGGCCAACGGUGAGAUCUACAACUAUCUAGAACUAUCUGCACAGAUAGCGAAAAGACGUGGCGGCUAUAAGCCAAAGAGUGACUGCCACGUCAUAUUGGAACUGUAUCAAGAUUACGGCGAAGAGCUGCUGCAGCACAUCACGGGCAUGUUCGCGUUUGCAUUGUACGACAAGACCACCAAGGAGGUGUUGAUGGCACGUGAUCCCUUUGGUAUUAUACCCAUGUACAUUGGCGAGGAUGCCAAGGGCAACAUAUGGGUGGCCUCCGAGAUGAAAUGCCUGACUGCCUGCUGCGAGAAGUUGGAGACAUUUACGCCGGGUGAGGCGCGCUACGGACGAGUGGGCAAUAUGCAUCGCUGGCGACACUUCGAGCAGCCCUGGAUGAAGCAGAUUCCCAGUUUGCCCUGCGACUUGUCGCUGCUGAGGACCAGCUUGGAGUCCGCCGUGCGCACCCAUCUGCAGUGCGAUGUUCACUUUGGCGCGCUGCUCUCUGGCGGCGUCGACUCUAGUCUGAUAGCAUCGAUUGCCACCAAGAUUAUGCGUGAGACCAAUCCGGACUACAGACUGAAGACCUUCUCGGUGGGCCUCAGAGAUGCACCGGACUUUGAGGCAGCUCGACAAGUGGCCAAGUACAUAGACAGUGACCACACGGAGCUCGUCUUUGAGAUUGAGGAUGCACUGGACGGCAUCCGGGACAUUGUCUAUCAUCUGGAAACCUACGAUGUGACGACUGUCAGAUGCAGCCUGCCUAUGCUGCUGCUGGCCCGUUACAUUAAGAGCACCGGCAUCAAGAUGAUCCUCUCUGGCGAGGGCGCAGAUGAGAUCUUUGGCGGAUAUCUCUACUUUCACAAGGCGCCUAGCUAUGAGCAAUUCCACGAGGAGCUGGUGAAGCGUGUACAGCAACUGCAUUUGUCCGACUGCUUGCGCGCCAAUAAAGUGUCCAUGGCGAAGGGCGUGGAGCUACGUGUGCCCUUCCUGGACACGGAGUUCGUCAACUAUGUGAUGAACAUACGGCCACAAGAUAAGAUUCCUGGGCCCCUUAACCAAUUCAAUGACGAGCAGAAGUCCAGGCUGGAGAAAUUUGUGUUGCGCGCUGCUUUUGCCGAGGACUAUUUGCCGGAUUCAGUGCUCUGGCGCCAGAAAGAACAGUUUUCGGAUGGCGUCGGCUAUGAAUGGAUCAAUAGCAUCCGCCGCGUAGCCACAAGCCACGUGGACGAUGCGGAGUUUGCGGCAGCUGCCGAGAGAUAUCCAUACAACACGCCAACGACAAAGGAAGCAUACUACUAUCGCACUAUCUUUGAGCAACACUUUCCUGGAGAUGCAGCAGCUCGGACAGUGGUGCGAUGGGUGCCACGCCUUGAUUGGGGCUGCCCAGAAGAUCCAUCGGGCAGGGCACAGGCGGUUCACCAGAAUUGUACAAAGUAAUAAAAGACUGAAUAGCUUAAGUUGCAUACAACUGAAUCCGAGAAAUCAAAAGUAAUUUGAUCGCAAAAGUAAAUGAAUUCUAUACACACAGUGGGCUGAAGAAAAAAUAA
Drosophila arizonae is the source of this 1973-nucleotide messenger RNA. RefSeq lists its product as uncharacterized. Lineage: Eukaryota; Metazoa; Arthropoda; Insecta; Diptera; Drosophilidae. Gene Ontology annotation, cellular component: cytosol. Gene Ontology annotation, molecular function: asparagine synthase (glutamine-hydrolyzing) activity. The record is from RefSeq and is a predicted model, not a curated record.